Bipolaris victoriae FI3 is the source of this 999-nucleotide messenger RNA. RefSeq lists its product as hypothetical. The transcript has a single exon. Lineage: Eukaryota; Fungi; Ascomycota; Dothideomycetes; Pleosporales; Pleosporaceae. The record is from RefSeq and is a predicted model, not a curated record. Gene Ontology annotation, molecular function: hydrolase activity. Bases 1 to 999 code for a protein of 332 amino acids.
AUGGACGGCUUCGAUAAGAAAACACUCAAGACCUCUCGAGGCUACACAUACACCUACUAUACCUCUGCUGGCGACUCUUCGCUCCCAACUCUCCUCUUCCAACAUGGCUUUCCAGACCACGCUGCCAUGUGGCAACAAGUUGCAAGCGGGGUGAAGUCGCUCAACCACCCCAUUAUUAUCCCAGAUAUGCUUGGCUACGACGGAACCGACAAGCCCACGGAUCCCGCAGCAUACAAGUUCGAGCACAUGACCAAAGACAUUAUCGAGAUUCUCGAUGCCGAAGGCACGCAAAAAUGCAUUUCCAUUGGCCACGACUGGGGCUCGAUGUUUGCCUCGCGCCUAUACCAAUACUAUCCUGAGCGCGUCGUCGGCCUGGUAAACAUGUCUGUCCCGUACACACCAUUGAACCCCGCCCCCUACAAUCUCGAGGCGACCAACGACCUAACGGAGAAGCUUCUCGGAUACGCAAUGUUGAGCUACUGGUACGUUUUCGCAGCCCCAGACGGCAGCGCUAUCCUCGAACGCAAUCUCGACCUCACCUACGACAUCAUGCAUGUCAACGCCGACCUCAUGAAGACCAUGUUCUGCACACGAGGUGUCCUGCGCGACGUCCUAGAGGGCAAAACAAAGUACGACCUGACUCCCCGUCCAUUUGCGCAGGACCCCGCUCUCAAAAAGACGUUCGUCGACCGCAUGCGCCGCGACGGCUUCGAGGCCCCCACAUGCUGGUACAAAGCCAUGGUCAAAAACAUCCAGUCCGAGAGCGACGCCCAGAUUCCCCAGGAACGACAAAAAGUCACCGUCCCCACGCUGUAUUUUGGCGGCACAGAAGAUGCCGUCUGCAGACAGGAAAUGAUGCACGGUGCUAUCCAGGCUGGGUGGCUGCCGCACCUGGAGAACGCGGGCUUGAUUGAGGCGGGGCACUGGUUGCCGUAUGAGACGCCGAACGAGGUCAUUGGCAAGUUGGAGCCGUGGCUGAAGAAGAAUUUUGCAAAGUGA